Molecule: messenger RNA, 858 nt
Organism: Haemonchus placei
Lineage: Eukaryota; Metazoa; Nematoda; Chromadorea; Rhabditida; Trichostrongylidae
Source: the annotation of a GenBank genome assembly
AUGGAAGCAGUCAAGAGAAAUCCAGAUAUCUCUGUGGAUGAUCUUCAGUCCGAGUUCGAUUACCAAAGUGAAGUUGAGCGUCAAAAGCGGAAGCGAUGUGAUUUGAACGAAAAGAACUUUAGUAGUCUGGUCAGUCUCAUGCUACGAGCGCGGGCCUGGUUUCAGGACGAACAUGGUCGUGUGCACAGGCAAAUGUCUCGUAUGAUGGCGAUGGACGCUUACUCUCGGCACAAGGAGUUGAUUAAUUUGUAUUAUUUGUCGCACCCUGGAGCGACCAAAAUGUUACAGCGGGACACUAGUAAGGAUCGAACUGAUUAUGAUGUGCUCAAGCUUCUUCGUCAUUCGAUCUUAUCUCAGGACAAUCAUAAAUUUCUAUGGAGCGAAGAGGAUGAAGCAGCCGUUGCUACAAAUUGGGAAGCUCGAAUGGCCAAAAAAUAUUACGACAAACUAUUUAAAGAGUACUGCAUCAUUGAUCUUACCUACUUCAAAAAGAAUAAAAUAGCAAUGAGAUGGCGAACAGAGGCAGAGGUUCGUUCUGGGAAAGGACAAUUCAUAUGUGGUGCAAAGAAAUGUCAAGCUAACAGCGAUUUGUCAAGUUGGGAGGUAAAUUUAAAAAACGCCCUUGUCAAAGUUCGGCUCUGUCGUCAGUGCUCUGAAAUGCUCAAUUAUGGAUCACAGAAGAGAAGAAUUGAGAAGAAAAAAGCUUUGGGAAAGAAGAAAAAGGCUUCAGGACAUUCUGGCGGCGAAUCCGAUAAGGAGCACAAAUCAGAUUCUAAGCAGGAAGCCACAGGCCCCCCCCCCCUCUCACUUUCUUCGACUCAACUUUCCAACAUUUCUGUUGAUAAAAACCUCUGUUAG